CAGCAUGGAGGUGCCUGCUCCCAGCAGCUAACUUUGGAGCAGCUGGAUCGCUAUACUUUGCUGGAUGGAGAACCUGCGGAGUGACAGCAUCGUUUUACACUGAUCGGAAACGUUAGCAGCCUGUAAUACCAUGGAGUUUGGAAAAGUUUGGUCAAGAUAUCAGAGGACGCUGCUGAUCACCAUGAUGAUGUUCAAACUGGGCCUAUUGUGUACAGCAGCAGAAGAUGCAUGCUUAUCAGCUCCCUGCAGCAAUGGCGGCACUUGUCUCGACCACCUUGGUGACUAUGUGUGCCUUUGCCCCAAAGGACCCUUGUGGUAUACAGGUAAAAACUGUGAUGAGCUAUAUGACGCCUGCACUGACGCAACUUGCACCAACUGCACAAGCAAACCUGGAACUGGCGAGUACACCUGCCACUGCCCAGAUGGUUUCACAGGGCUCAAUUGCACCCAGGGUGUUGAUGAAUGUCAGAGUAACCCCUGCAAGGGUAAUAAGUCCUACUGUGUUGAUGCAGUCAAUGGCUAUUCCUGCCACUGUCCAAUUGGAUUCGGAGGUGAGCACUGCCAGGAUAAUGUGACCAAAUGUUCAGAGGAAACAUGCCACAAUGGAGGAACCUGUAUGGACAUCCCUGACUCUGGGCACCGGUGCCAGUGUGCUGCAGGCUACCAGGGGACAAACUGUGAGGAGAACAUAGAUGAGUGCCAGUCUGAGCCCUGUCAGAAUGGAGCCAUCUGUAAAGACAGGGUGAAUGCAUACCAAUGUUUCUGUGUGCCAGGAUUUCAAGGCUUCCACUGUGAUUUGGACAUCAACGAGUGUGCUUCCCGACCCUGUCAAAAUAAUGGCACAUGUCAGGAUGAGGUUGAUCACUACAGGUGUGACUGUGCUCCAGGCUUUAAAGGGAUUAACUGUGAGGUGGAGAUCGAUGAGUGUGAGAGUCAUCCCUGUCAGAAUGGCGCCACCUGCCAAGAUCAUGUUGCCAUGUACUUGUGCGAGUGCAUGGCUGGCUUCCAGGGGCAAGAUUGUGAGGUCAACAUUGACGAAUGUGCCAGCCUGCCCUGUCUAAAUAAAGGAAAAUGCAUAGAUAGAGUGAACAGCUAUGUGUGUGACUGUGAGGGGACAGGCUUUGUAGGGGACCACUGUGAAGAAGAUAUUCCUGAAUGUGCCUCUGACCCCUGCCAGCAUGGAGCCACAUGUUUGGAGGGGACCAACCAGUACUACUGCCUCUGUUUGACAGGUUAUGAGGGAGACAACUGCCAGGUGGAUAUAGAUGAGUGUCAGCAGCACCCCUGUGACAAUGGUGGUGAGUGUUUCCAGCGCUCAGAUGUCCUGAACUAUGGGAAGCUUCCUGAACUCAGCCUUGUCGAGUUCAGCUAUGAUGUGGCCGCUGGCUUCAUCUGUCACUGUACGCCAGGAUUCAUUGGAGAUGACUGCUCUGUUAAUGUGGAUGAGUGUGAGUCUGCUCCAUGUCAGCAUGGAGGAAGCUGUCAGGAUCUUGUCAACUCUUAUCAGUGUGUCUGUCCAGAUGGCUUUACAGGUGUACACUGUGAGGUAGACAUCAACGAGUGUGACAGUAAUCCCUGCCAGAAUGGUGCCACCUGUGAAGAUGAUGCCAAUUCCUACAGGUGCCACUGCCCUAUACUUGAGCCUGGCCAUGAGCCCUGGGGUGGGCAAGACUGUGAUAUCAGACUUGUUGGCUGCCGGCAGCACCAGUGUCAGCAUGAGGCAGGCUGCAUCCCCAAUUUGACCAAAAAUGGUGAACAUGGGUACACCUGUCUGUGUCCUGCUGGCUGGGCUGGAGAUCGCUGCAAUACCUCCACCACCUUCUCCUUUAACUCUGAGGGCUAUGUCCAUAUGCAGCUGCCUGUUUUCAAGAACAAAACAAAGCUAAACUCUGACGACUACAACGUUCUACACAUGCAGCUUCGAUUCAGAAGUACUCUACCUGACAUGGUGCUGUACUACCGGGGCACCAUGGAGAGCUUUGUAUCUCUGGAACUUGUCAAAGGUUCCCUCCAGGCAAAGGUAAAGUCAGGGAAGGUACUGCAGGUCAUUUACCCAGGCACAGUCACUGAUGGAGAAUGGCGCCAAGUAACUGUGAUCAUGGAUGUGAGGUUGGUUCUGACUAUAAAAGGACCCGGCUGUGAGGAAGGAUGCCAGGUAAAGAAUGAGAUUCAAAAUUAUCUGAUCUUCCUCCAAUCCAGCUCCUUCCAACAGCUGUAUAUAGGGGGGACACCCCUGCAAUAUAUGGACAACUUGUCCAGUGGAAAGACAUUCAUUGGCUGUAUGGAAGACCUUCAAGUUGACCAUAAGCUGCUGCUGCCUCAAGACCUCAUCAGGGAAGAUAAUAUGGGCUUGGAACUGGGAUGUACCAAACAAGACUGGUGUCAUGAUGACCCGUGCAUGCAACAUGGACAGUGUGUGGACAUGUGGAUUCAUGCCAGCUGUCAGUGUUAUCGGCCAUAUUAUGGAGCACACUGCGAAGAAGAGUAUCCAUCCUGGACUUUUGGCCAUGAAAACAGCACCAGCUACUCUGCCUUCAACAUAUCAGAAACCCAUGGAGACAACUUUACCAUUUCCUUUUUAAUGCGCUCCCUCAAACACAAUGGCAUGCUGCUUCAGUUUUGUCGAGAAGGAGAGGCCUACCUGACUAUUUACCUGAAGGAAGGCACUGUUGCUAUUUACAGUCCUCACACCACACUUCUCUCAGAAGCCAAGUUAGUUACUGAUGGGAAAAAUAAUCUGGUGACUGUAAAGGUACAUUGUGGCCAUGUGGUUUUCCCCAAAGCGGGGAAUAAACGUGCCUUAGGAAAUGUAAGUGUAGAAGCAGGGGAUGUGGUAUAUGUUGGAGGGCUCCCUGCAGGCAAGAACAUGAAUGCCUGGGGUGGAAACUUCAAGGGCUGUCUGCAGGACAUUCGACUGGAUCACAAGCAUCUGGCUGCUGAAGGUUAUCCAGAUAGAAUGGAGGUUUACCAGUCAAGCACCGAGGACAACCUGCUGCCAGGAUGCCAAAGUGAUGACACAUGCAAUAAUGAGCCAUGUUUGAAUGGUGGAGAGUGUCAGAUCACCUGGAAUGACUUCAGAUGCACCUGCUACAUUAACUAUUCGGGCCAACUAUGCGAGACUCGCUUGUGGUGCAUUGAAAAGCCCUGCUCUGAUGGAUUGCACUGCAUGGAGCUACAGGAUGGUUAUGAGUGUUUAACUGAAGCCACUUUUCAAGACAAUUCUCUCCAAUACGUUGCCAAUAGCUCCCUGCUGAGCCCUGUAACCAAUAUCACCAUGGACAUACGAACACGGGAUGAGAAUGGGAUCUUGCUGCGGGCUGUCAGCAGAUCUAAGGUCUUCUGCCUGGGCUUGCUCAACUCCAGCCUGCUGAUCAAACUGGACAGUGGGGAGGGUGCAGAGCUGCUCGCCUUCACCAGUGACAGGACAGUUGCAGAUGGGGCGUGGCACCACAUUCAGCUUACCAUGGUCGACCCCACACAGUCAGAAUCGCGCUGGCGCCUCACUGUAGAUGGACACAGAGCUGGUGUUAGCUUUGGAAUCAGUGGUAAUCUCAACUUUCUUAAUGACACCAAAAUCUGGCUGGCAGAGAAAUACACAGGAUGCUUAGGAGAGGUGAGACUGGGUGGAGUCUACCUGCCACUCAUAAAGGUAGCAGAUGCACCUCAGAUGAGCCGGUUCACCAGAGUGGGUGGGCAUGAGCCAAGCAUAGGGUGCCAAGGUGCACCUAUUUGCGAUUCCCAGCCCUGCUUCAACCAGGGUGUGUGUCAGGACCAGUUUAAUGAGUUUAACUGCAGCUGCAAACCUGGAUGGGAGGGGGAACUGUGUGAGACAGAGAUAAAUGAGUGUUCUUCAACUCCAUGUGUCUACGGUACAUGUAAAGACCUCCUGGCAGAUUUCCAGUGUGAAUGCGAGCCUGGAUACAAGGGGAAAAACUGUCAGGAAGAGGUGGAUAACUGUCUGGAGUUCAAGUGUGAGAAUGGAGGAGUCUGUGUGGAAACACUGGGAAAUCACACCUGUUCAUGUCCUCCUGGCUACAUUGGGAAGCGUUGCCAGUGGCGUUUUCCUCCUGUGGCAUGCAAUGUAAACACUGAUUGUUUUAAUGGAGGGGUUUGUAUUGGAGGUGACUCUGGUGGCAACUGUACCUGCAAGCCAGGAUAUGCUGGUUCCAGGUGCGAGACAGAAAUAGAUGAGUGUGAGUCCAAUCCUUGCCUCAAUGGUGCCACCUGUCUGGACAGAAUCAAUCACUUCCAGUGUGUGUGUGUGCCAGGCUACAGUGGCACACUUUGUGAGAGCAAUAAAGAAGAACAAAAUGGGCGAGUUCCCUGGUUGGCAGUAACUAUUCCACUAACCACCUUAUGUGUGUUGCUGGCCAUCCUGGUGGUGUUUUUUCUCAUCAUGACAGCACGAAAAAAGCGUCAGUCAGAGGGCACAUACAGCCCCAGCUCACAGGAGGUAGCUGGUGCCAGACUGGAAAUGGGCAGCGUCCUCAAAGUGCCCCCAGAGGAGAGGCUUAUCUGAAGUGUGAAGCCUUUACUCACAGGCUUACAUCCAAAGGAUGUAUAUUAAGGGUGAGAGGUCAUAUAGUCUUCAGUGUCAUACUUUGCUAGAAGGGAAGAGGUAAAGAAAUAAUCAUUAUCAAAUUUUCUGCCUAGAAAAAUUUGUGUUGUUCACACCUUAGAGGUGAACAAUUACCUUGAAGCUGACAGAAGACUGUUCUGUUAGAAUGAGCCUGGUCAUUGAUGUUCAACCCUCCGAAAAACUGGGCAUUCCUUCUCAGAUUCCAACAAUAAGUCUGUUUUGUCUAAAUAAAGAGGAACAUCUAUGUAAGAACAAAACACUGACUGCACCACAACAGGAGUUCAGGAGCAGUUUGAAAGCACAACAAAGAACUCAAGGUAUAGACCCAUCCUCCAAACUCCUCAGGUCCCAGUCUAAUCUGAGCUUUUGGCAUGUGAUCAGGAGGCUAAAAGGGCCAAAACAUGUCAGUCCCAAAUUCCAGACCCCACAAGACACCUGCAGAGAUUCCAUGUCCAUGGAUAUAUAGCUACAUUAUGUUUGGAGCUUCUUUGGCAGAACAAACACUACACAAGUUUAGUUUUGAUGUUUUGACUGAUCCAUGUAAAUUGAGGAUCACUUAGUUCCCCACUAUUUGUGCUAGUAUUAGUUACACACUGAAGAGGAUGUCUGCUUAUUUUUUUUUUUCAGGAUUUUUAUUUCCUUGUACUCUUUUGCCAUAUUAGGUUUUGCCAUCUGAUUUUCAUCUUUCUUUCAUUCCACAGGGAAGAUUGAACUUUUUUUUUGUUUUAUUUUGUUUUUUUGUUUUUUUUUUUAAUCUAGAAUAUAAACCUCUUGUUGUUAAAUUGCAAAUUCAAAAAUGUUGAAUUUCUACAAUGUUGUCAGGGAUUAUACUUGCCUAAUACAAAUGGUGUUCCAUUGGAAAAGAGCAUUUUUUAACUUCUUAACAUCGAGCACAUUACCAGUGACCCAUCUAUGGUUAGGGGUAGGAUUUAGCUGAAAUACCAUACCUUUUUAUACAAUUUUGGCCUAUUUGAAACCAAAUGGAUAAACUUAUAACAGAAAAUCUGUACUGGUGCUAAAAUGAGUGGAUGAGGCUUUACUUUGUAUAACUUUAUCUAAUAAUAAUAAAUCUAAUAAACUCUUUAUUAGAAUUAGCUUUUUUAGCACCUAGCUAAAACAAAACCCAAACCUAACUCUAACCCUAACCGUAGUUGUGUUGCCAGUGACCUGGUGCAUGUUAAAAGGUUAAAUUAAAAAAAUGCAGUAUUAUUCAAUCACAUGAUGUACGCAGCACGUUAACUGCUUAAUCUUUGGCGUUAAUGAAACAGUGCAAAAAGUUCAUGUGAUGGAAUAUGAGACCAGAGCUCCAAAUCGAAUGUGUAAAUGGAUAUCACUGUGGCCUAAGUGGGAGUCAAAGCUAACUGCUGUAUUAUAUUGUCAGUGUGCACUGUAUGACUCAACACAGUCAACCACUCUGCCCAUUCUUUAUUACUAUGUAAUUAUAAUGUGAUAGUUGUAUGUAUGUCUUUAUGUUGUGUUUAAUUUGUUGCAAAAUUUGAAAUCACUUUAUUUGUUUUUCUGUUUGUUUUCUUUUAUAUUUUUAAGUGGAGGAGUGUUUAGCUGUAGAAAUCUUACUGCUGUAGUCUGAGGUGGUCACAUCUGUAUUUGUGGACAUAAAUUUCAAGAAAACACACCUACCAUUAUUACAUUGUAUCAGUUUAUACAUUAAGGCCAAUAACCAAUCAUUCAGCUUGAUUUUAAGCUAGUUGUUUUAUAUUGUUUCACAAAUACUGAUCAGACUGAAUUUGACCUUGAGAGUAGUGUAAAAUGUCCUCAUCAAAGUUAAGAAUUCCAGGAAUUAGCUUUUAAAAUCUGAUGCCACUGUCUUUACAUUUGUAGUCCUGUUCACCUGCUCACUUGCCUUUUACUCUGUAUUCACCAGUGCUGCUAACUUUACAAAAAUCUAGGAGACUUUUACAGUUAAUGAUGGUGCAGAGCUCCAUUGUUGUUUUGUUUGGUCUUUUCUUUCACCAAAAGAAAAUUUCAGUUCCGACAGGAUCGUGCGUAUGACUUUACGCUGAUAGUUUUUGUAUUUGUUCCAGUUCUGUUUCAACAUAAAUCUAUACAUCAAGGUUCUUCAUUGUUUUUUGGACAAACCCAAGCCUAUCCAACAACUGGAAUACAAACUAUGAGCCAAACGUGUUGUGGCUGAAGAAGCAAACCCCUUCAACAAGGUUUUUUUUUUUUUUUUUUAAUCUGAUGGAAAAUGAGAAAGCUGGGAAGUGGAAGCUUUUACAGCUGCACAUUAAUGCUCAAAGUUUUCAGUGAGAAUGAUAUCUCUGGCACUAUGAUGUCCAAGAAUUAACAAAUAAUACUGAAAUUAUAUACUAACUCCCCUUUUGGGAGAUUUUUGAUGCAUGACUGAAUUAUUAUUUUCUUUGUCCCAUGACAAUUUUUAAGAAGAUCAAAAAUUACAUUUUGUCAUACCAUCAGGUUGGAGGUUAUGUUUGGGUUUUGGUUGACUUACAGUAAGCCACAUUGCCACAGGCACAGUCUAGUUUGUGCUUGGUGUCUGGUGCAAAGCAUGGAGUUUAAUUGUAAAUGCCAAGUUUAAGGCAAACAUCCCAAAUUAUCAAGGCAUGCCCUAUAUAAAUGUAAUGGGCUAAAGUUUUUUUUCUCUUCAUUAUUAAAUUCCAAGGCUUUACUUGUAAGUCUUGUAACCUUUUAUGGAUGAGCUGUAAAUGUCAUUGUUGACUGGACUAUACACUGACGAAAUCAUUGCUCUAAAAAAAUGUGGUUAUUUAUACAGUUAUUUGUGGUAAUAGUAAUAAUGUGUGGUAAUUCAGGCUUUUGGCAUCUCGGCUUGCGUAUAUUCCUACAGUCUGACCACAGUGUUUAAGAAAGGUCUGAAAUCCUUAAAUGGCUCCUUUAAAAGUGACAGCAGGGAAUGUGUAGGUAUGUGCCUUUGUGUUCUUCUGGAUCUGUAAAACCUGAGCAUCCUGUGGUGUUAUUUGUUCCUGUUUAGAUGUUUUUACACCUUCUUGCAGACCACACAUGAGCAGCCACUAACAAAUGUCUCACUGCUCAAAUAUUUAAAUGUUGAUUAAAGCGUUAAGGUACGCACAGUAUUUACAAUAUUAUUUAACAGAUUAUGCACAAGACAAAUAUCUCAGCUAUGUACAGAAUGAUAGUGAUUUUACACUGGAGUUGUUUUUACGAAAGCUGUGCCAUGUACAGCAUUCUUUAGCUCUGUGCAUGAGGAGUUCUACUCCAAAACAUUACAUAGGCUCUUCAGGAAGCAUCAACAAUUCUGUUGUGUUGUUUGGAGACAUCAUUUGGUUUAUGAGUGAAAAUAAUGGGUCAACACAAUUGUUCUACACUUGUCUACAUUUACACUGUAACUGUCUUACAAACUCUCAUCUGUCAACUCAUCUUGCAUAAGAAUCUUCAUUUUUACUGAGAAUAGUUGUUUGUAUGAGAAAGACUUGUGUGCAACGCAAAAUGUAUUCUUCCAAUCCAUGUUGAUGGUUACAUUGUUUGCUUAUGUAUAUAAGGGAAAUGGGUCUGGAGAUAGAAUCAAGUUUGUUGGUAUGAAAUGUGUCUUAAUCAGUGUUAAAGUAAAAAUAAAACCUUAGCAAACUGAA
Archocentrus centrarchus (flier cichlid) is the source of this 8163-nucleotide messenger RNA. RefSeq names its product protein crumbs homolog 1. The transcript is spliced from 13 exons. Bases 131 to 4519 code for a protein of 1462 amino acids. Lineage: Eukaryota; Metazoa; Chordata; Actinopteri; Cichliformes; Cichlidae. Gene Ontology annotation, molecular function: calcium ion binding. The record is from RefSeq and is a predicted model, not a curated record.